This is a messenger RNA of Nothobranchius furzeri (turquoise killifish), 6154 nucleotides long. RefSeq names its product GTPase IMAP family member 8. The record is from RefSeq and is a predicted model, not a curated record. NCBI's taxonomy places the organism in Eukaryota, Metazoa, Chordata, Actinopteri, Cyprinodontiformes, Nothobranchiidae. Gene Ontology annotation, molecular function: GTP binding.
GCUGGAGUUACAUAAGUGUGUGUGUGUGUGUGUGUGUGUGUGUGUGUGUGUGUGUGUGUGUGUGUGUGUGUGUGUGUGUGUGUGUGUGUGUGUGUGUGUGUGUGUGUGUGGGUGUGUGUGUGUGUGUGUGUGUGUGUGUGUGUGUGUGUGUGUGUGUGUGUGUGUGUGUGUGUGUGUGUGUGUGUGAGCAACGAUGGAAUACAUUAUAUCCAGCUGUAAACAGAGCUGAGUCGCUCUCUCUCUCUUUCUCUCGCUCCUUCUCUCUCUCUCUGUUCUGGUUCUGUCCCUCCCUCUUUCUGUCUAUCCAUCUUUCCUCCGGACUGCAGUCUGAAUACCAACCGAGCUGCUGCUGCUGCUGGGUGAUACAACAGAGUGGGAGGAACAUCUUUCCCUGCUUUGCCUCAAAAAAAGAAAAAAAAAUGAUGAGACAUCCUCUUGAAGCUGCUGCAGCAGGUGAGGUUUUGGCAUCAAGUUCCCUGCAUUGCACAAUCCUUCCAGCUUGCUCGGAGAGAUAAAACCAAACAAGAGACUGCUGGAGGACGAGGAGGGAAAGGGACAAACGCAAGAGAAAAGAAAGAAGCAGCAAAGAGGGUGUAAGAGACCAGGGCACAGAGCUGAGGACGUGAGUGAUUAACACUGCAGCAGAAUGAGGGUUAAAGAGGAGGAAGGAGCAGAGGAGCAGCCCUUUGCACACCAGUCGGCUUUUUGAAGAAGCAGGAAAAGGCAUCCACGGUGGAGGCGAGAAGGAGGAGAAGGAGGUUGGCUGAGGAGGAGGAAGCCAGAGGUUCUACCCACAAGAUGGCUGCUGUGUCCUCUGCCUCUGACUCUGGGGAACACAGGUGCCGUCACCCCCCUGAGCGUCGAUUACUGAUCCUAGGAGGACCUCAGUCAGGCAAGACCUCCUCCGCCAACACCAUCCUGGGGAAUGAGUUCUUUGACGCCGGGACGGAGACCACGCACAGCAAUGUGGGUCAGACGGAGAUCUACGGUCGGCGGGUGACGGUGGUCGACACGCCGACAUGGGCCAUCCCCGCCGACCCUGAUGAAGAUGAUGAAGAAGCUGAAACUGACAAUGCUGGAGCAGAGUCAAACAGUCCAGCGCGGCCCCCACCAAGCCUGGACAGCGAGGGGCCAUGCAUGGGGGCCAUUCUCUGCCCUCCCGGACCCCACGCCAUCCUGCUGGUGGUGUCGAUCACCAAACCCUUCACCGACAAAGAGAGGAGGGCUGCAGAGGAGCAGUUGACAGCCUUGGGUGGCGGGACCUGGAGGUACUGCAUGGUCCUCUUUACCGGAGUGGACAAGCUGACCAAAGGAGUGUUUAUAGAGGAGCACAUAGCCAACACCGGGGAGGCCUUGCAGUGGCUGGUGGAGCGAUGUGGGAGCAGGUACCACGCCUUUGAUAACACUCGUAAAGAGACGGAGGAAAACACUCAAGUACCUGAGCUGAUGGAGAAGGUGGAGGAAAUGAUCACAGACAACCAAGGCUGGUACUUUGAGGUGAACGAACUGAUCCUGCUGGAGGAAGAGCAGGCCCGGAGAGCUCUGGAGGAGGAGAGGAUGAGGAUGGAGGAGCACGCCAGGCAAAGGGAGCAGAUGAUCGGAGGACCGCCCAGAGAGCUGCGGCUGCUGUUGCUGGGCUGGAAGGGCGUUGGGAAGAGUUCGGUGGGGAACUCCAUCCUGGGCCGCCGUUUCUUCGAGUCUGGUCAGGAAACGGAGCUUUGCCUCCGGAGGCAAGCUCUGGUGUGCGGCCGACGGGUCACCAUCGUCGACACCCCGGGCUGGGACUGGUUCUCGGUGAGGCGAACCCCAAAGCGAAUCCGGCAGGAGUCUCAGCGAGGGGCCGCGCUCCUGCGCCCGGGACCUCACACCCUGCUGCUGGUCCUGCCCGUCGUCUCGUCCCUCACCGCCAGGAAGAGGAGGACGCUCCUUGCCCACAUUGAGGCUCUGUUUGGCGACAGCGCGUGCCUCCACACCAUGGUGUUGUUCAGCUGUGGUGACUGGCUGGGUCGCACGCCCAUCGAGGAGCACAUCCUCAGAGGGGGGCGGGAGCUGCAGAGACUGCUGGAGUACUGCGGGAACUAUUACCAUGUUCUGGACAGUAAGACCCCCGGGAAGGACAGGAGUGUGUCUCUGCUGCUGGAUCGGAUUGAGGAGAUGAUCAGGGAGAACGGCGACAGGGCGUUCCUCCCUAUCCAGGAUGAGUGGCUGAGCGAGGAGAGCUCCUACUCCUCUGAUAACACUGAACCAGAGGACGACUGUCGAGGAUGCCAACUGCAGUGACACGCGGGCGUCAUCUGGCCUCCUCCUCUCGCUCCAAGCCUUCAUCAGAUCCAAAUACCACCUCAUGUAACUCGAACCUCAUCUAGAGAUCCUUCUGAAUAGUUUCAGGGAAGAACCAAGCGUUAGCAGCAAGAGACCAUACCCACUGUUCACUCAGUCUUAACUAGCUUCAGAUGACUCAUCCAAAUAACACGGACUCUUCAAGCCAAAGAGGGGGGCGAGAUGUUCUGCUACCAGUCACAAGAGCUGCAGUAACACGUCUACGUUCAGUCUUCACUGAUGAUAAAAACUUUACACACGGGAUCGUGCUGCAGCGCACUGCAAAAACUCAUUUCUGAGUCAGUAAAAGGGACACGUUUUAUCUUAUUUUUAGUCUAAAUAGAAAAAAAUAUUUUCCAGAAAUAAACAUUAUUUGAAAUAAGUUAAAUAUUCUUAAAUAUGAUCAGAUUUUCUGGUUUUUGAAUUUUAAAAAUCUGCCAAUGAGUUGCUAGGCUGGAAUUCUCAAAACUAGCUAAUAAAUCUAAUAUUACCAGCUCAGUGGCCUAGUAGCAGAGUGUCUUCAAAUCUUAGAAAUCACCUUUUACAGUGUGUCUUCUCCCAUAAAUCACGUGACAGAUGUGCAAUUCAAAAGCUAAUUUCUAAGGCUAUUAGCAGACUUCUUAGAAAUCAGUUUUUGCGUGAUUUAUGGGAUGAGACUGCAAAAACUAAUUUCUGAGAAAGUCAAAUAAAAGCCAUAUUUUUUUACAUUUUAUCUUAUUUUUAGUCUAAAAAGUAAAUAAUUAUUUUAUAGAAAAAUAGCAUUCAUCAAAAUAAGGUAAAUAUCCUCAAAUAUGAUCCAAAUUUUCUUGUUUUGAGUAAAAAAAAUCUGCCAAUGAGGUAAGAAAAUAUAUGACUAGAAUUCCUAAAACCAGCAAAAUAAUCUAGUUUUAAAUUUAUUUUCUGGUUUUAGGAAUUCUAGCCAAGCCACUUUUUCUUACCCCACUGGCAGAUUUUUUUUUUACUCAAAACAUAAAAUUUAGGAUUAUAUUUAAGAAUAUUUACUUUAUUUAAAGGGGCAUUAUGGAAGUUUGACAGCCAAAACAUGUAUAGAAAUAAUACAUUUCUUCUUCAUACAUUCUCCUGCAAUGCCCUGGUCCUGUAGAAUGAGCUCUGGCAUUUUUACUGUGAUUGCCUGUUUUUCUGUAAAAUCACAGAAAAAGAGAGAUGCUCGGGUCAAGCAGGCUGCUUCAUGCGCGUCCACGCUCAGGCAUAGCCCGUAGCAUUUGCUAUCCGUAGCUUUAGCAGCAGAAAGAGAGGCAGUGCCAACUCAGUGACUUUGUCGCUGUUCCUAACGCCUAGUGACAAACCUAGCUACAUUUCUGAGGACCCUUAGCUACUUUCUUCUAAAUAUUUCCUGCAAAUUAGCAACAAAAUAGCCAUUUUCGCUCCGAACCGUUCUUUGAACGUUGUUUCAGCUGUCAUCAAGGAUAUAAAUAUUACAGAUACAGAAGACAUUGCUGGCACUUUAGCUCACCUAGUAAGACGUGGGACUCAUGUGGAGAAGACCCGGGUUUGAUUCUGGGUGUGAGCAUAGUUAUUUUAGAGUUUUUUACAUUAAUGGUAUAUUUUUUUUACAGUAAGAUGCCCAAAUUUUUAUUUGAGACUCGCCGAACGGCAUUGAAUUCACAGAUAAAAAAAGAUGUGGGUUCAACUUUCAUUUUGGAACAAUUUUUCAAGCAAGGGAAGGGAAUGAUCUGAGCAUGCAGGAGGACUGACCCAUCUUAAACCUUUGUCGGCUGUGCUGAAGAGAAAGGUACAGAACCAAAUUAUUUAAUUAAUUAGCUGCACGUUCUCCUGUCCUCCGACACACACACACACACACACACACACAGACACACAAGGGACUGUCUCAGCUGUUAUUUUCGUUAAGAGUGUGCACGUACAGCAUGUGCGCCUCGUGCACGAGCCUACUAUUGAAGCUGCCGUUACGCUUUUGGCCUGAGGGGGCAAUCGCGAGCAUAAAAAUUCAAAACUCCGUAAAGUCCCUUUAAGCCAAUGCUAUUUUUCUGGAAAAUUAUUUUUUGUUGGGCUUAAAUAUGAUAAAAUGUCUAAAAUAUAAUUUUUUUUUUACUUUCUCAGAACUCAGUUUUUGCAGUGCACAUCAAUUACACAAUUUACAGGAGGAGUUGUUUCCUUGUUUUGUCUUUAAAGAGCAAGUCACCCCCUACCAGAUUCUUACUCCACUCCCACUUCCUGUUUGAAAAAUGCAACAAAUGCUGUUGCCUAGCAGACCGAGAGGUCCGAGCCGCUAACAAAUACACACACAGGCUCACAACGACAUUGUGACAUCAUAUGGUACCAGCUAACGUUCUAGGGUACCUCUUAGCCAAUAGCGAUGGCAGAUUUAAAUUCAACUGCAGUGCAGAGUUUUUACCUGACAACGGCACAACACUGACAGUUUUAGGCAGAAAAUUAUAUUUUUAACUAAAAUGCACUAAAGUGCUAAACUACACGUGUCUGCAGCACGAUUAGACACACAUUUAUGUAGUUUAUCGGAAAAAAAAAAGUUGAUUUGGGGGUGACUUGCUCUUUUAACAAUCAUCAACAGGUGCCACUUAUGCUCAUCGCUCAGUCCCAAUCGCUGAGCUCAAGUUAAAGAUGUGAGAGCGUGCUCCUCGGAGCAGAAACCUGUACAUAGCUUUGGCGUGGCGCCUGCUGUCACUCUGUGAUCGUUCGUUUGAAGGACGUUAAAAAAGUUUUAUUAGGGUCUGCUCAGGGUGUCGGGGUCAAGCUGAUCCCUCUACGAGAAAUUCUGACGCAUUUAUAGAAAGCUGAUUGAUGCUGUUUGCUAAACUGCGGGCGUGGUUGGAAUAGUAGAUCAAAUUUGACUUUUCCUGUGGUCGUCUGCCUUUAGGUUGUUGGGAGUUUGUACUUUAAGAGACUUUGUUCUUUAAAAAACAAAAAGGAAGAAUAAUUGUGACUUUUUUAUUGCCUUUACCCUCAAGAAAAGCAAGGAGGUAGGCUGCCGUUGGACGUGUGCAGUGUCAGAUCCCCAUGGAGCAGCUCUUCUACUACGGUCAUGCAUUCAGCGCAAAUAUCGACAAGAUAGAUUCAUUUAACGUGCCUCAGCAUCGAAGCGUGAACGCGGGGCUCAAAGCCCUGCAGCAGCAGAGUUGCAUUCAUGCUACAGAAACAAAAUAACCUCCUGAACCAUUCAAGCUCGCAUCGGGCCUUUUACUACCUGCUAACCCUUUUCUACAUCCAUUCGUUCCUGACGUCAGUGGUGAUGUUUACAACAACAACAAAAGUCUUGUGUAAUUGUGUACUCUGCUGUCAGAAGCAUGUUAACACACCGCAUGCAAACAAAAGAGUGCCUAGAAAUGAAGGCAACCUCGCUUUUUACUCCUCUGGCUCUUGCUUGAAAGCAAAAUAUUCCAAAUUUUACAUCUGCAAGAAUAAAAAAGGUGGACUGACAUUUCCAGAAUGGAAGAGAAUGAAUAAUUCAUGAUGGAUACCCCUGCCAGGCUGCGAAGUUUCAUUUAUUUUUUUGUUCAGGAAUAAACAAAAACAGAAAGAAAGCCCCCGCUACAGCUCGUAUGUUUCACCAACGCCGUGCUUCUCGUGACCUAGGCUCACAGCUCUUUGUGACGACGCAUGACGUCAGAGUUUAAUACCAAGAUGUUUCUUUUGAAGUCUUAGAGUCUCGCUCCCAUUGUGAGUACGUCGUAUAGGCGGUGUACAUUUACAGUGUGUAAUAGGUAUGACUGUAAGCUCUCAGCCAAGCAUUUUGCACUGUGUAUAUUCAGCCACAAGGUGAUAUCACCGACCGUGUGGUAAAUUGUAUUUGGUGAUUUAAACAUCUGACUACAAUAAAAAUGCUAAUAUAUUUCUCUGC